Molecule: messenger RNA, 2819 nt
Organism: Diaporthe batatas
Lineage: Eukaryota; Fungi; Ascomycota; Sordariomycetes; Diaporthales; Diaporthaceae
Exons: 1
Coding region: 2056-2511 (151 amino acids)
Source: RefSeq, a predicted model, not a curated record
GGCUAGCCGGGUGCGUAGCAGUCCAACCCACCCCCCUCUGGCCACACUCUCAAAGAGAUUCCAGCUCGGUAGGUGCUCGUACCAAGCCAUGGAUACUAUCGAACGGUGCCGUCUGUGUCACACCACUAGGGCGACGCCGGCUCAGCGCGCUGGUUCAACUACACUAUAGGCACCAUGAUAAUCCAACAAAGAUGACGGCACGAUUUACAGGCAUGGCCUCAUCAGCACGGCCGGAACUUUGCGGAUUCGGGCUGAGAGGCCUUGCCCAACUGACCCGGGACUGGUCCAAUCUGGGACGGGAUCGGAUGGGGACAUGCUCCUCAGUGACCCAGUCAGAUAGAUAAAUAGAUAGAUAUAUACUCUUGUUUUUGCCAAGCCAUCACGGGAAGAUAAGAGGAGGAAAAGGAAGAAGUCGAUUCAAAAAGUAAAAUCAGAAGGGGGAGGAGGGGAAAACAACAACACAGCAUUCGCUCACCGCUUCUGGAAGACGACUGAGGCUGUGAGGCUGGGAAAACAAGGGUUGUUCUAAUAAAGAUGCCGAUGCAAAGCAUCGCACCUCGGCUGGACUAGUAGGCCACCGAGAUCAGAUUUUAAUUUUUUUUUUUUUUUUUUAAAAAAAAAUGGAUGGCGUUAGCUUGGCCGCAUCCAAGGCUUCCAGCUGUUGAAUUUGCGCCCCGAUAAAACAAUGGCCCCCCUUAUGGAGCGUGCGGGCGCCCCCCUCCCCUUGGACCCCGCGGCAGCGCUUUUAAUUUAUCUCCACAUGUAGGCAAUGCCGGAAUGGCAUCAGCAGAGACGCAGAGCUGGAAAUUACCCGGAUGGCUGAUGAAGACGGUACUGUGUAGGUGGUACAUAGUACUGCGGUGCAUGUGCCCAAGGAUCCGCCGAGGGGCCGAAACAGAACAGGCCGGGCCCGCACCGCGGAGCCUGAGAGAUUGGAUCUGUAAGCAACGCUGAUGAGCAUUGCGCGGCGUGCUGGUGGGGAGGGAGGGAAGGAUGCGCGGCAUGGAUCGAUGCCGUCUUGCAGCAUGGUCCCGCUGGGCUCGCUGCACUUCCGAGGGCUGGGAUGCCCUACCGCCCGCUGCCGGGCCUCAUGGUGAAAGUACUACUAUCGUGUUGGCGAGAUGAUGAAAAUCACGAGGGUGACACGGCAAUGUGAGUGUUGGGCGCGUGCGUGCAAGGUUCGGGAUCAAGUCGAGACAAGAGGGCAGGCGAGAGACAUGCAGACGGUCGCCGUGCCGCGCUGACGCUGGCGAUUCUGUGGUCAGGGCCGUGGCCCGUGGCCCAUUUUUGGGAGCCGGGCUGACAGGCUGGAGCGGGUUUGGUGGUGCUGGUGCUACCCCGGAUUUUGCUGGAAAUUGCUGGGUGACACGAGAGGACGGACGGCCCCAGGGCCCCAGGUUCGGAGUUGCGAGCUUGGGCGGCAGGGUACUCGGAAGAGGCAGAAGUGGCUGCAGAUCGAUCAUGGUGAUCCGAUCCCCUUCCACCCACCGCAGAUCAACCACGAUAUCGUCAACGUGGAACAGAGCUGGGCCCACAAGUCACUGCCACCGCAUGAACGGGCAUACUGCGUCAAAGCAACGGCUCAUGUGAAUACGGGACAUGGACAUGUCCUGUGGUAAAAGGGGCACCUGGGGGGGGGGGAGACUGACUGAGGAUGGAAAAGGGGACGGGAUUGGGGGGGGGGGGUUGGUUAUUGGUUGCUGGUUGGCGUUGCGCCCAGAAACACAAAAAAGGAGUGGCGUGUCCCGCCGGCGGGAGCAGGUACAAGGCCGGUACAUGUGGCUGCUGUUCGCAGAGGCGUCCGGAUCUUUAAGCUUGUUUUAGCGCGUGGUGAUAUGCUCGAAACGGGGGCAGCCUCGGGUGGAUACUUGAAUAUGCACCUGGGCGGCUGCCCCCUCGGAUUGAGCCCCCUCGAAUUGAGCCUCACCUGACCGGCGUGAUGGUUGCUGUGGGUCAGGUCGGCUCGGGGGAUAUCUGCAGUAGCGUGAGUGCGUUGCAGGGUCUUUUCGCCACAGGCCUGGCUCGCAAUCGCCAGCCUGCCAGCUCGCCUGGCCGAUGGGCAUUUGCCCGUUCCAGCUGCCCAGGUGCAGCUGCUCGGGUGGGAGCGGUGGGCUUUGGGACGGAUUUGUGGGAACAGCCACACCUGGACUCGUAGGCACGCACCGGAUGCUCUUGGCAACGGGCACAACUCGUGUUGGUUUUCUAUUUUCACGCAGGCUCUUCAGCAGCAGCAGCAGCGUGCCGAGUCAGACGUCGAGAUUGGUGAUAGUGCUGGCCCGUCAGGCCCGCCAGGCCCGCCAGGCCCGCCAGCUCGCCGGGCGCCACAGCGGCCAGCGGCCUGACUGCACGGGCUGGCUUGUCCCUUCAUCUCAUUUGAAUCCCGCCGUCGCCGCCCACGUGGGUGGUGCUAACAAAAUGUGGCGGCGGCGGCGGCGGCGGCGGCGGCGCGAAGACGUGGGUUUCUUGUUCAGCACGGUGUGUGGCCGCCAUCAACAGUCGACAACGGCUUGACCACCCUCUUCCAGCACCCUCCUGUGAGUCUCUGACCUGACCUUGCUGGGCGGGCCGUGAUAAAUUGGACGUGUUGGUGCGUGUGUGUGUCUGUGUGUGUGCGCGUACGUGGAGGGCGAGGAAGGAAUUCUAGACCCCAAAUUUCAGCAAGUCCCAUAUUUGGUGGGGUAGAAUGGACACCGGGGAGCUCCCACGCUGCCACGGUGGGCCUUGCUCCGUGCGGUGCGACUGUCGACGGACCCGAAACGCCGAGCUGCCGAGCUGCCCAGCUGCCCUGUACUACUACCUAGGUACCUAGGUACCUAGGU